AUGGGCCUCCGACAACCGGAUGGCUCGUCAGAUCCGUCUUCGGCCAUUAGUUCGGUGUACUCAGAUCGCGAGAACGGAGACCGUGAAAACAAUGUAAACGGUCUCCUCCCCGAUCUGGACAAAUUGUGUCUAGAGAAGGGCCGACCCCUCGAUGUGGAUGAUCUCGAUGAUGAAGGCUGGCACGCGGCCAGUGAACAGAAUAUGAUUGUUGAACUUGGAAGUCUGGGAGAGGGUGCCGGCGGAGCUGUCACCCGAUGCCGACUCAAGGAAGGAAAGACCGUUUUUGCAUUGAAGAUCAUUACUACAGACCCCAACCCGGAUGUCAAGAAACAAAUUGUUCGAGAGCUUAACUUCAACAAAGACUGCGCUUCGCACCACAUCUGUCGUUACUAUGGUGCUUACAUGGACAAGUCCACUGGCACCAUCUCUAUCGCCAUGGAGUUCUGUGAAGGUGGAAGUCUGGACAGCAUCUACAAAGAGGUCAAAAAGCUUGGAGGUCGCACUGGAGAGAAAGUCCUUGGCAAGGUCGCAGAAGGUGUCUUGAAUGGAUUGACCUAUCUCCACAGCCGAAAGAUCAUUCAUCGAGACAUCAAACCAUCGAACAUUCUCUUGUGCCGUGAUGGCAAGGUCAAACUCUGUGACUUUGGUGUCAGCGGUGAAUUCGGUACCAAGGGCGACGCCAACACUUUCAUUGGCACUUCCUACUAUAUGGCCCCGGAGCGCAUUACUGGUCAAUCAUACACCAUUACAUCCGACGUUUGGUCUCUCGGUGUGACUUUGCUGGAAGUCGCCCAGCACCGAUUCCCCUUCCCUGCUGAUGGGACUGAGAUGCAACCCCGUGCAGGGCUAAUAGAUCUCCUAACUUAUAUCGUCCGCCAGCCAAUCCCGAAAUUGAAGGAUGAGCCACAAAAUGGCAUUCGCUGGUCGGACAACUUCAAAUAUUUCAUCGAAUGCUGCUUGGAAAAAGAACCCCCUCGACGUGCGACACCCUGGCGGAUGCUGGAACAUCCAUGGGUGCAGGAUAUGAGAAACAAGAAGGUCAACAUGACGAACUUUAUAAGGCAGGUGUGGGAUUGGAAAGAGUAA
Messenger RNA from Penicillium verrucosum, 1086 nucleotides. Its product is annotated as dual-specificity mitogen-activated protein kinase kinase. Bases 1 to 1086 code for a protein of 361 amino acids. Lineage: Eukaryota; Fungi; Ascomycota; Eurotiomycetes; Eurotiales; Aspergillaceae. The transcript is spliced from 4 exons. Gene Ontology annotation, biological process: protein phosphorylation. Gene Ontology annotation, molecular function: ATP binding; protein kinase activity. The record is from RefSeq and is a predicted model, not a curated record.